GGGCUGUGAUAAUAUUUACAUCAGUGUCACGUUGACGGUUUGAGGUUAAGGAGUUCGUUGCCUUUCCUUCGACGUAAGAAUGAAACCAGUAAAAGAACUCUGAAUAUACAGACUCGAAUGAUGAUACAUGUGCAAACUGCCAAUUUGCUCAGCGAUAACCGCUUGCAUAAAUAAAUCGGGAACCUUAAUUUUUACUGACUGCCACGAUAUGGCAAAUCGUGGAAGAGGUAGAGGCAAAGUCUCUAUGUCCAUUAAUGUAGAACAAUUAGGCUUUGGAAGAGGAGAAGCGCUACCGGGUCCAGUUCUGCAACCACCGCCAAAGUACCCUCCUUUGGAUUAUAAGCCUAUCCCUUUCACAAUAACAGACCAGGAUAACUAUAUGCUGGAAAUAAAAAGGGAUUACGCAGAGUUUCUUAGAGAUACUCCAAGCUAUGUACAACCGAUCGUUGUUAAUAAGGACAUUGAGCGUUACUCAGAUUGGUUUCAAGACAUGAUAACUGAAAAGACAAGCUACGAGGAACAAUACGACUGGACUGUGAUGCCAGGUGAAUUAAAACCCAGGAAUAGUAGUCAUAAGCGCCGUCGGGAUUCAAAUGUCAAAGAGCCAGCUAAGAAGAAGAAGAAAGAUGUUGACGUCGAGGUGAGGUUGAAGGAACUUGAGAAAAAGGAAAGUACUCAACGCGGUGACGUCGAUGACGAUGGAAAAGAAGGAGAUGGAGAUAACGAAGAUGAUGAAAAGGAGCCAGAAGAACGUCCUGAAGAAGAAGAGGAGGAAUUAGACGAAGAGAUGGAUGAUGGCACUGACUAUGUCAACAGCUAUUUCGACAAUGGAGAAGGCUUCGAUGACGAAGAUGACAAUUUGGAUGACGGUCCUGUAUAUUGAUACAAUGGAUGGGUUACAGCAUUUACAGUCAAUACUAAACGAACUUUUGUUAUGAUCAGUUUUUCAUGAAUUGUGGUAUCAACCAAACUAAAGUAUCAUUACUGGAAUUGUGUUAGAUACGAUUGUAAUUAGAAUUCAUAAU
Diprion similis is the source of this 1025-nucleotide messenger RNA. It is a transcript of the gene Polr3G, whose product is annotated as DNA-directed RNA polymerase III subunit RPC7-like. Gene Ontology annotation, biological process: transcription by RNA polymerase III. The transcript has a single exon. Bases 128 to 883 code for a protein of 251 amino acids. NCBI's taxonomy places the organism in Eukaryota, Metazoa, Arthropoda, Insecta, Hymenoptera, Diprionidae. The record is from RefSeq and is a predicted model, not a curated record. Gene Ontology annotation, cellular component: RNA polymerase III complex.